UGAGCCCGAGGGACGCUAGGUUUUCCAAACGGGUCGAAUCUGGGAGGGGGAGGGGGAUUCGAAUCGAUGGAGGACCUCGUUCGAAGCCCCGCGCCCGAGCUUCAAACCCUAAACCCUCGGAUGGAAGGCUUCUCGCGCUCUCCUUCUCCCGCCCCCCGGCGAUCCCAUCUCGACAGCGCCUCCUAUCGCACUCUGGUUCGGAUCUUCUCCCUCUGCCUUGACAAAUCCCUCGCUCGUCCUCAGGAGUCUUGUAAAGAUCCAAACUCUAGAUCGGAUGAAGUGCCAGAGAGCUCGUGCACCGGUAAAGAUUCGAUCUUUGGUCGAAACGGUGAUGGACACGUGGCGGAGGAAAUUGGUCCUGGCAGGAAAGAGGAAGAGCACAGUGGAUUUGAAGGCAGUGAGAGGGGUGGAUUUGAAGGCAGUGAGAGGGGUGGAUUUGGAGGCAGCGAGAGGAGCCAAGGUUCGGCAUGUGGAAACCCUCGGUUUGAUGAUUCUUCUUUGAAUGGAAAUAUUGCCUUGAGGGAGGAACUAGGGCACGAGAAUGACACAAGUGCGGAGUUGUCAGAAUCACUUGUCUUUGAAAAGCUGCAAUCUGGUGGCACUAAAGAUGAAGCUUUGCAUAGGAUGGAAGAAUUGGGGCAUGGAAAUGGACAUGAUGAGUGUGAUCGAAGCGCCAAUGAUGGAACUCGGGAAGGUCUGUUUUUCAGAGAUCUAGAGCAUUUACUGCAUGAGAAUAUCAAUUCUGUGGAACAACCGGCAAAUGGGGAAUUGCUGAAUGACAUGAUCUCUGAUUUUUCUGGAUCAAUUGAUGACCCCAAUGAUCUAGUUUGUGCUGAAGGGUCGCAGGAUGGACAAAGACGAUUGGGACAUGGUGAACUUGCCAACAAUGAGUUGCAAAAAGAUGUACCUCUUCGCAAAUCCAAAUUAGCUGAUUCCAAGAAUCAAAUUUCCUGUUCAGAACAAGGAAAGAAUCACGAACCUCAGGAUGAAAACGGUAAAAUAAUUUUCUCUGGAGAUGAACUGAUUUAUUCUUCUGAGGAAUUACUUCAUGGUAAAAUGAGAGUAGAAGGGCAUGGUGAACGCGUAGAUGAUGUAUUAGCUAAGGAUAUGUUUCCUGAUAAGCAUAUGAUGGAUGAUGUUAGGGAUAAAGAAAUCAAAUCAGUGAAAGAAUUAGGAGAAGGGUUGCAACAAGAAGCACGCUGUUGUCCUGAUUCUUUGAUGGAAUGUUCUGGGUCAAUAGAGAUGGCAGGUCCAGUACUAGCUUCAGAGGAUGGUGGAGACAUUGAGGAAGGGGAAAUUCCUGGGGAAUUAAAUAUUUCAGACCAGGAUUUGGAUCUGGCACAUGAACAUGUGGUCCUUGAACAUCGGAAUUUAGAGGCAGGGACAACAUAUUGUGGCUCUCCUAACAAAGGAGAUACUAACAUGACUUGUAUUGAUGAGGGUAUGCAUUCAAGAGAAAGUAACUACAAGGAUGAUGAAUCUGCUGUGCCCAUACAUAUUGCAGAGGGUGACAUAAUGCAUGUUUCUGGAGAUGAUAGGAGUUCAGAAACUCAGAUGAAGAAAAGUUACAGUUCUGGGAUGAGAGUGGAUGUUAAGUGCCCAGCUGUUGAUCCAGAGGCUCUUGGAUUGACUGGAGAGAACUUAGAAAAAACAACAAGUCAGAACAAAGAAAAACCAUCCAAUAGUGUGGCUGUUGAAGCUAGACUGAAGAGAAAAAGAGGUGCUUUAACCGAGGAAAGAAAAGCUAAACGAAAGAAGGCUAAGAAAAGGAAAAGAGCACAGAAGGAGCGAGAGCAAGGAGUGAAGAGAUUGAAAUUGCAGCCAAUUUCAAAGCCAAAAACAGUGAAAUAUUGCAACUUCUAUCUGAUGGGUAGAUGUCAGCAGGGAGACUCGUGCAAAUUUUCUCACGACACUACUCCCUUGACAAAAUCCCAGCCAUGCACAUAUUUUGCACGUGAUUCUUGUUUGAAAGGGGAUGAUUGUCCGUUUGAUCAUCAGCUUUCUAAGUACCCAUGUCACAACUUCUCAUCCAAAGGCAUGUGCAGCAGAGGAGAUAAAUGCAAGUUUUCACAUAAGAUUACAACCAAUGAAGCUUCCUCCUCAAUGCCAAUCAUAAGCGAAUCCAAGUCUCCAUUGACAUCAGAAAAGUUAAAUUUGAGAAAGCAGAAUACCACAAACAGCACCUCCAUAGUUGCCUGUGGUCCACCUAAAACUACAGCUUCAAGCACACCAUUUCCCAUUCACAGGAACAUGGAGGGAGACACCAUAAAGCCUCCAAAGAUUCCCAUGCGAAUACCUAAUGGAAUACGCUUUCUUUCAUUUGGAAAAGGACCUUCAGACAGCAUUAGCAAGCACCAGGAUAAUCUUCUUAAGGAAUGCAAAAUAUUGGAUCAGCAGAACCAGGAGAAAUUUUUAAUGGAUGGCCAUAAGAAUGACGCUAAUGAUAGAAGUUCAGCUCAGAAAUCACUUCUCAAAGCACAUAGUGAGUCUAAGAUGAUGUCUGGCAGAGCUGCUAAUUCUGCUAUAAAUCCCUUUGACAAUAAAAAUUUGAAGAAUAACAGUUUCAGCAGUGUGCCUUCUGUAGCUCCUGGUUCCAGGAGCCUCCAUAGUGAAGUGUCAGAUGCUUCUAAAAUUUUAGAGGAGUUCUUAUUCAGUGGAAUCAGCUAGCAGCAAGGAGUAGCAUCUGUUGUUUGACCAAGUCUUUCCUUCAACCGUCACUGAUGUCGAUAUACAAUGGCCAAUGUCCCAUUUUUUUGGAGAAGAUUGCUGUGUCAGCACUCCGUAAUACAUACCCUGCUGCAUUAUCAUAAAGUUACCAGUUAUGGCUGUGGCUUAUUUGGUGUUGUAGACUUUGCAAGGUCUUGACAUUAGCAGCUGAGUUGCUGUACUAAUCUAACAGAUCAGUCUCUGCUUUCAUCAGGAGCUAAAGAGGUUGGGACUCCAUGCUCUAACAGCUGAUCCAUUGAUUGAACCUGGAACGGGAAAAGCACUGCAAUAAAAUGUUGUUGCAAUUCAACAAGGAACUGCUUGAACAUGCCACAAUAGCAGGUGCAUCUAACUGGAAGGAAAAGUGAAGCAAAAUCACCUAACGUUAUUAAAACUCUUGAAGGCUGACAUUGGUGAUGCAGCAGGCGUUAUUGAUUCAAGUAACAGCACGGGGCCUUCAUCUGCCCAGAUAAAUGAUCAGAUUUGUUGGCCUUGUAUACUGCUUUAGCUUGCUGCAGGAGCAGGUGUGUCUAAUCUGAGGGCAAAAGUGAAGCAAUAUCAGUAGCAUCAGUAGACUCUUGAAGACUGACCUUACUGAUGCAGCAAGCAUGUUGAUUGAAUAGCAGGAUCCUCUCCCCGAGCCAGAUUAUGAGUUUGUUUGCUCCUAGAUCGGUAUCCUUGUAAAUGCUCCAAGCAAAUGGAAAAAAUGGCCAACAAGUUGGUAAAUCAUAAUUAGGUUGAAAGAGGGGUUUGUCCAGAUCUUUUUUUCUGAAAAAAAAAAAGUUAUUUCUAUAUGUACGUAUAACAUGAGAAAUAUGAUUUGGACUUCCCCAAAGAUUGGAUGUUGUGGCAUUUAAAAAUCGAUUUGAAGUGGAGUA
Messenger RNA from Elaeis guineensis (African oil palm), 3584 nucleotides. RefSeq lists its product as uncharacterized. The record is from RefSeq and is a predicted model, not a curated record. NCBI's taxonomy places the organism in Eukaryota, Viridiplantae, Streptophyta, Magnoliopsida, Arecales, Arecaceae. Gene Ontology annotation, biological process: negative regulation of DNA-templated transcription. Gene Ontology annotation, molecular function: RNA binding; metal ion binding. Gene Ontology annotation, cellular component: nucleus.